Molecule: messenger RNA, 233 nt
Organism: Racocetra persica
Lineage: Eukaryota; Fungi; Glomeromycota; Glomeromycetes; Diversisporales; Gigasporaceae
Source: the annotation of a GenBank genome assembly
AUGAAAGAUAGAAUGAAAAAACUAAGUGGAGGGAAGAAAAAAACUCUUAAAAGCAGCCCCAAUUCUCUAAUUCUAAUCAAAACCAACCAAACCGAAAAAGUAAAAAAAAUUUUAGAAAAAGAAAAGGUUGAUUAUGAAAUUUACAGUUCGGAAGUCAAUUUAAAAGCCAAGACUUCCCCCAGAAGUAAGAGUGUUAAAGAAUUAAUAAAUUCUCUCGACCGAGCCCGCAUAAA